Molecule: messenger RNA, 8325 nt
Organism: Hippopotamus amphibius kiboko
Lineage: Eukaryota; Metazoa; Chordata; Mammalia; Artiodactyla; Hippopotamidae
Gene: ENTPD7
Product: ectonucleoside triphosphate diphosphohydrolase 7
Exons: 15
Coding region: 559-2373 (604 amino acids)
Biological process (GO): nucleoside diphosphate catabolic process
Cellular component (GO): membrane
Molecular function (GO): nucleoside diphosphate phosphatase activity
Source: RefSeq, a predicted model, not a curated record
GGCCUGCCGGCAUAUCGGGAAAGCUGUUGCGACAUGCAGGCGGCGGCCCGUUAAACUCCGGUCAGGUCGGGAGAGUUGGCCCCUCCGUGCCGCGAGCGGGCAGAUUCCUUAGGGCAUGGUGCUCCUCGUGCCCCAGCGCCCGGCAGUGGGCUUGCCACGGAGUCGCCCAGUAAACGCCGCGGUUGUUGAGUGAAUGAGUUCUCCGGGGGCCUGCCGUCGUUCGGCCCUACGCCAGGCCGAGAGCUGGAGGCGGGGAAGGGAGAUGUCGAAAUAGGGCGGGAUGAUUCGGAGACGACGACAGAUCACUCUGGGAGAAGCCAGCUGCCAUGUCAGGAAGACACUCAAGGAUCCCUGGAAAAGUCCCAUGGAAGAAGGCAUCAACUUGCCAGCCCUCAAAUGAGAUGGAGAAAUGAUCUCAACCCAUUUUUUGGCCUCCUGACUGGAAACCUCAGAACUCAGCCCUGCUGCAGACUCAGGAGAUGCCUGGGACGAGGAGACCACCUUCUCAAGGCAAAAGGAAAAGGAGGUGACAGGCAUUGAGACCACUGAAGGGAACCCAUGGCUAGGAUCAGUUUUUCCUACCUCUGCCCAGCCUCCUGGUACUUCACUGUGCCCACAGUGAGUCCAUUUCCCCGGCAGCGGGUGGCAUUCCUAGGACUCUUCUUCAUAUCCUGUCUCCUUUUACUUAUGUUAAUCAUGGACUUUCGACAUUGGGGUGCUUCAUUACCACGAGAUAGGCAAUACGAAAGGUAUUUGGCUCGAGUAGGAGAUCUUGAAGCUACUGACACGGAAGACCUAAAUCUAAAUUAUGGACUUGUCGUGGACUGUGGCAGCAGUGGCUCUCGGAUCUUUGUUUAUUUCUGGCCAAGACAUAAUGGGAAUCCUCAUGACUUGUUGGACAUCAAACAGAUGAGAGACCGUAACAGCCAACCAGUGGUUAAAAAAAUCAAGCCAGGAAUCUCUGCAAUGGCAGACACUCCAGAACAUGCCAGCGAUUACCUUCGUCCUCUGCUGAGCUUCGCUGCUGCUCAUGUGCCUGUGAGGAAGCACAAGGAGACCCCCCUUUACAUCCUAUGCACAGCAGGCAUGAGGCUUCUCCCUGAGAGGAAACAGUUGGCUAUCUUGGCUGAUUUAGUGAAAGAUUUACCUCUGGAGUUUGACUUCCUUUUUUCUCAGUCUCAGGCAGAAGUGAUCUCUGGGAAGCAGGAAGGGGUUUAUGCAUGGAUUGGAAUCAACUUUGUUUUGGGACGAUUCGACCAUGAGGAUGAAUCAGAUGCUGAGGCUCCCCAGGAAUUGGCAAUAGGACGCAGAAGGACAGUAGGGAUACUGGAUAUGGGAGGAGCCUCUCUCCAAAUUGCUUACGAAGUUCCUAGCUCAACUUCUCUCCUUUCUCCACAACAGGAAGAAGCUGCAAAGAUCUUGCUGGCCGAGUUCAACCUGGGCUGUGAUGUGCAGCACACUGAACAUGUGUAUAGGGUUUAUGUCACGACCUUUCUGGGAUUUGGGGGCAACUUUGCCCGGCAGCGCUAUGAAGACCUUGUGAUGAAUGAAACUCUUAACAAAAACAGGUUGCUGGGCCAGAAGACAGGUCUGAGUCCCGACAAUCCAUUUCUGGAUCCCUGCCUGCCUGUGGGACUCACAGAUGUGGUGGAAAGGAACAGCCAGGUCUUGCAUGUCCGAGGAAGAGGGGACUGGGUGGCUUGUGGGGCCAUGCUGAGCCCCCUGCUGGCUCGCUCCAACACCAGCCAGGCCUCGCUGAACGGCAUCUACCAGUCACCCAUUGACUUCAACAACAGCGAGUUCUACGGUUUCUCCGAGUUCUUUUACUGUACAGAGGAUGUGUUGCGCAUUGGUGGCCGCUACCACGGGCCAACAUUUGCCAAGGCUGCUCAGGAUUACUGUGGCAUGGCUUGGUCAGUACUCACUCAGAGAUUCAAGAAUGGCCUCUUUUCAUCGCAUGCAGAUGAGCAUCGACUCAAAUAUCAGUGUUUUAAGUCAGCUUGGAUGUACCAAGUUCUUCACAAAGGAUUCCACUUUCCAUAUGACUACCCAAAUCUGCAGACAGCCCAGCUGGUCUAUGACCGAGAAGUUCAGUGGACACUGGGAGCCAUUCUGUAUAAAACACGCUUCUUACCACUCAGGGAUCUACGGCAGGAAGGCGCCCGACAGGCCCAUGGUAGCUGGUUCCGUCUCUCCUUUGUCUACAACCACUAUCUCUUCUUUGCCUGUAUCCUGGUGGUGCUCCUGGCCAUCAUCCUGUACCUUCUGCGGCUGCGCCGAAUUCACCAGCGACAAAGUCGAGCCUCAGCCCCAUUGGACUUGCUGUGGAUUGAGGAGGUGGUGCCCAUGAUUGGGGUACAGGUUGGGCCAUGAGGCUGGACAGGUUCCAGGGAAACUCAAGUAUCCAGGAUUGCUGCCCAUUGAAUUCCACCACUUUCUCGUACUGGCCUCAGAUGCUGUUUUGCCUGACUUUGUGGAUGUUUGGCCUUGGAAUUUCUACUUCAAUAUCUACUUUAAUUCCUUCUCAAUAUCCAGGUCCUCUUCUCUGAGAGAAGCUGUAAUUUAGUCUAUGAAGAACUAAAUGAGAGAUUGGUGCUAACAAAGGGGCCCAACUUUAGUCCAAUUGAAGCAUGCUUCUACUCCUUUAUCUGAGUGAUCUGGUGUGCUCCUAGGAUCUAGACUUUUCUCCCCUUGCUUAAAGCUUGAAGUUUGGCAUUGGGCACACUGGAAGCCUGGUUGAAACCAAACUUGGAGCAUCUGAUUCAAAGCCGAAGACAUUCUAGCAAGUGCAGCAACUCCUUCUUUCUCUGUAACAGAGAUAUCACUUAUGUGGAGAUCCACAGCCUUUAAUAGGGAUCCAAGAUCAGCGGAACAGAUAAGAAUUUCCAGGCAACCAAAAUAACAUAACUUCUUUGCUUACUCGACAAAGAAGCCAUUGUGAGUGUGGUCCAAGAUCCCUGACAUACUGUUGCUGAUGUUAGUUUGUGAUUUUAAAAGGUUAGAACCCUUUCUAAAUGAAUGGUCCAUUGAAGAUUUUAACCGUAUGUUAUCUGACGCCUGGUAUGACCAGGAUAGAAAAUUUUUCCAUGUCUAUGUGCCUCACAUGCUGUUUGGGCAUUAAUUUUUCUUUUUUGAGCCUUGUGUGCUUGUAGGGAUGGAGAAACUGUGAGGGGGAUUGGAUUUGUCUGGUUUCAGGUCACUGUCCUCUAGGCCUAUUUUUAUGAGUCCUUAUGUGGGAAGGUUUAAAAGAGUUCCUUUAUUUCACUGCUGAGAUCAAUAUGGAGUUUCAGAAGGGAUGCAUUUGGGUUGUUUUUAAAGAAGGAAAGAACAAUAUCAGGAGAGUGGGCAAAGGCAGUAAAAUUCCAGCUCUUGUUUAUUACUGUUUUUCUGAGAAAUAGAAGUUCUCUCAAUUUGACUCUUGGAAUAUUUGAAAAGAAGCAAAUCCUAAACUUUGGAAUAAAGAUAAAUCUGUUAAUAAUCCACAUGGCAACUUUCAGAAUAUCUCUUAAGAGAUUUCUCAGUCAUAAACAGCAUUUCCAUUAAUGGGGAGAGAGGAAAAACCAUAGUAAUUACAUUUUUAUCCGCUAACCUUUAGCAGCUUUGCGUCUUCUCUGCAUUUAGCCUUCAAAUUGCCCGAGGAUUUCUUUUUCAUCCCCUGUGGAACCUUCUUUAUACUUCAAUCUUUCCUCUAUGUAGCCUUAAAUGUCCUGCCCAAGAAUACACUCCCAGAGUUAAAAUAGUUUUCUUUUGUGUCAGCUUUGAGUUCUAGGAUUACAUGAGUAGGGGAAAGGUCCUUAACUUUAAAGGGAAAAAAAAGUGGAAUUCUUAAAGAAUAAAUUCCAUACUGGGAGCAGAAAGGAAAUACGUGCUUCAUAAAACUGAGAAAAAUAAAUCCAGAUCCCCCUAGAAAUAAACUGAGAUGAAAAUAAGUAUACUGACUCUUGGUUGGUAGGUGAAAAGAUAAUGAGUCCUAGAUAAAAAUGCAUCCAGCAAAGAGUCUUACAGGUUCCUUUGGAAGUACUUUUUAUUUUUCCUUAGGGCUUAUGUCACAGCAAUUUCCUUUAAUUUUUAAGAUUUCUAAAUUGCCUUUUCUUUGACUUCUUAUCUUUGUGUCUGUACUGUGAGUGACCCCUUGCCUAUGAAUGCUGCUUAUAAAUAAUGUCAUCAUCUGUUUCUGCUAGCCACUGCCUACUCAGGUAACUCUUCCCCUCACCUUGGUUUCCAAAUACUAUUUUUGGUUUUCUUGUGUGGUCUAGUCAAAGAUCUUCUGAAAAGCUACCUAGUGGGCUAACAGUGAUCAGUGAUUUGUGUACUCAGAAUGAAACUGAAGCAUGGAGGAGGUGGUGAUUGGUCCAGCUUGAAAGCUCUUAUUAAUGAAGUUAUUCUUCAUCCUGGAUAUGAUAAUAAUAGCUACUAUUUAAGAAGCACUUACUGUGUAUCAGACACUCAGUUAAGAAUUUUAUGUAUAUUAUUUGAUCAUGACAAUCAGAUUGGUAUUAUUGUGUUCUUUUUAUAGUUGAGAAACUCAGGAUACCUGUUUAUCAUUUUUUUCCAUAUAAAUGUAUUUCUUAUUCUUAAUUUAUUUUAAUUAGUCUUUGAAUUUUUUUAGUGUUAUAUCCUGUUUAUUAUUUUAAUAUUAUAGGAUCUAGGCUUGUCUUUAUAGAGUAAGGCAUCUCAGAGUUCCAUGGUAUAAAAAUAAGAAAGACAAAUUUUUGUCAUACCCCUCAGAAAAACCAAGUAUUUGCCCUUGGUUCUGGGUCCUGUGCUUCUUCCAAUGCUCCCAGUUAAAAAUUUUAAAUGAAAUUUCAUUAGCUAGAAACAGAAGCCAUUUAACCCUUGCUGAGGGCCAAUUACUUAUAUAUACUGCUUUCUCAAAAGGAAAUGUUCUUACUUAUGGAAUCAGACAGUCUAUCUUCCCUUUAAUCCUCUUUUUGCUGUCAGUUGUUAAAGAUUUCUAUUUGUAUUUCUGCAUUUUGAGUGGUUCUCAUGAGAAAAUAAUUAUGAUUUCAUAAAAUUCACAUUCCAUUGGUUCCUUUGAAUCUUACCAAGCAGUCUUCCUUAUAACAGCAACAAUGAACCUGAACUGUUUUAGUGCUUUAAUUACUGACAUAGGUCACAAAUGUCAAAAUCGAGUCAGUGGCUUAUAGGAGUGAGGCUUUAGUAUCCUUUGUGCUGGCACAACCCAUCACUUUUCUCUGAAUUCUUAUCAUGAGAACAUAAUGAAAAAAUAUAUAAUACCCAGUUAUUUGGCAUUACAUUCACUUCAGUUGCAGUUAAUUCUAAGCCAAAUUAUACCAUCUUUCUCUCUGUACCUUAGCUCCUUGAAUUGAAUUUCCUUGGUCAAGGAAAUUUUAAUCACUUUCCACCAACCUUGUAUUUAUUCUUCUAAUGUUAGCCGAAGUAUUCUGCCUCCGCCCUCCUCAGCCUAAGAGCUCUCUUUAACUUCAGAGGCCUUAGGCAAUGAUUAUUAAAAUGUGGUUGAGUCUGCCAUGAACUUGCUAAGCUAGUCAUUUUAGGCAUUAAAAUUUAUUAUCACUUCCAUAUUUAUAUUUUUGUGAUACAAUAACUUCUCACUGGUAUUAUCUAAAUAGAUGCCUCCCCCCACCCCUAUUCUCAUAGUUUUGUGUUUUGCUUUUUAUCAGGAGUGAAAGACAAGUGGGUGGUGUGAUUUAGGGCAAAGAACAGCAGGCUUUGGAACAGCAGAUUUGGAUUCUAGCCCUGGCUUUGUCAGUAAGUAGCUCUGGUACCCCAGGCAAGUCACCUGCCCUCUCUGGUUUCUCUCUCACCUAUAAAACAAAACGGCUACACAAGGUGAUCUGAGGCCAGUUCCAGAGAGAGAACAAUUGGCCUAAGGAACUAAAGGUGGAGAAGGUAGAGAAGUGAUACAGUAGUUUCAAGAAGAGAACUGUGGCCUUUGGUGUAGAAGACCAGGCUUCCCUGAAGAAGCAGUGGUCAUUUCCUACUUUAUCCAUAGCCCCUGACAUGAAGGUUGGUGGGAAUGGAGUUUCCAAAAACAAUCAUCAUACAUCAAUUUCAGAAAAUGAGAUUUUUAAAGCUGAGACUUUAGAGAUUUCUGGUUAACCUGUAUUUUAUGGAUGAUGAAACUGACACCCAGAACAGUAGCUACACAUGCAAAUGAAAUGCUCAUUGACAGACUCUUCUUGCAAGACUGUGUGUCUCAAAAGAACAUAUAUUGGGUUGGCCAAAAAAGUUCAUUCUGGUAUUUCUGUGAGAUCUUAUGGAAAAACCUGAACGAACAUUUUGGUCCACCCAAUAUAAUACAGCCAACUGCAACUAAUCACGCUCAAUCUUUAUUAUAACUGCUUCUGAUAUUCAUUUGUGAUUGCUCACAUUUAGGAAUAAAAUAUGAAAGAAAUACUUUGUUAGAAAUAGUGUCAGAAUUUCACUACAGCCAUUCUAGCUUCUGUCAUUAUUUUAGGUAUCUUUUUUAAAACAAUUUGCUUAAUUUUGUGCAAUUUUCCUAACCACAGCAUCCAAGCAAUUCAUGUUAUGGUUACAGUCUAAAUUAUUUAAGAUAUACAUGUUUAUUAGAGCUACCUCAUUAAGGAACUUGGUUGUAAUUAUUGGGCAGUUCCUAGACUCCCUUACAAAAACAGAAUGCUGUUUCUUUUUGCUGUUUUUAAACUUCUUUUCAAACCAAUUCAGAACUAGUAUCUAAUUUCCCUUUUUGCUGUGGUAUGUGAUGAAACUUCAACUGGAACUAAGAAUUAAGGUAGAAGUAGCAGAUGUUUCAAAUUCUCCCCAACUAGUCUCAGAUUAUGCUGAUUUCCCAGUCCUGCCAUUAGGGCCAUGUGCUCUGUCAAACUCAUGAGGAUUUGUUGGUAUUACAAAAAAUAUUUGUUAAAAAAUGAGGGCUUUUUAAAAAAAUAUCUGAAUAGACUUCCCUUGUAUUAUUACAGGUGUUUCCUUUUCUGCCUAAUAAUUCAUUAUUUCUCAGUUUGUCAGCACCAUUAUUAGAGGGACAGAGGAGGAAUACAUCCGCUGACCAUUUUGUUUCUCUGAGAGUCUGAGCAAUGAUAUUGUUUUAUCUGUAAAACUGAAUCAUUACCCAUACCACAAGGGCAUUCUACUUUUAAAAUGUAUUCAGUCGUUGCUUGCCAUUUUUAUAAAGACCAAAGCUGAAAAAAAUUUUGGACUCACAGGAUUAUAGCCAUGCAUGCAUGACUUCAGGCAAGCUGAGCCUCUCCUUUUUAAGUAGUGCAGCCACUCAUAUGCCCUCUGGCAGCCUACCACUCCUCUCCACUCUCUCCACCUCUCCAGUGUAAGGUAGCCCUGCUACUUUCCUAAGCAGCCCUUCCUACAGGGCACCUGCCAGAGUUUAGCCUGUUAAGAUUGCUGAUGAAGGCUCUGCCCCUAAUUAGCAUCAUAAAAUCUUUCUUUCCAAGCAAGAAUCCCAAACGCUGUAAUUUCUGGAACUUGUCAUUAUGUUGUGUUUGAAAUUAUCCUACAGUUCCCCUUUAUUUGAAGCCCUGAAGUAUAUAUGUUUUGUCUCCUCCAUUUCUGCCUUGAGCAUUGGAUCCUGCAGUGUUGAAAGACAUCUUUUUAUUAUGAUCCACAACUAAAAUAUUCCCUUCUUGCUUUAAAAAACCAAAGGCUGCCUGCAUGGCAUCCCUUUUGGGGGUUGCUAAGCUUGUAUGUUUUUCUAAUGCUUCACGUUAAAUAAUAGUUUUGCUGAACAUUUCUUGAAAUUCUAAUACUGUUAAAUCAGUGUUGAACAAAAUGUGCAAUGCAUAUUAGAGACGGGAUGCAUUCUCCCUUAUGCAGGGACAUGGGUGUAUAUGUUACAUACGCCAGUAUACAACCCACCAUUCACGCCGGGACUGGAAGGAUAAACUGGUUAUCCUACUAUAAUGAUCAUCAGUGUUGUUCUUUGCAGCCAGCAUCACAUUAGGCAGUGGCUAAUUAUUACCCCUGCCACAAUGGACAGCAUUUGUCAGUGUACGUUAAAGACAAAGAUAUCCUGGGUUGAUUAAGAAAACCAGGUGUUUUAAUUUCCUUUGAUGUUUUAAAAACUGACAAUUGAUGAGAGACUAUUGAAAACAUUAAGGGAAAUUCAUUUCAUCUUCCAGGUGUGAUGACUUAUUUUGAAAGCAGUGUCUGAGACACCAAUCUGUAAUCAUCCAUUUUCCAUUCAUUCAUGUAAUAUUUGGUAUGUGUCUGGUGCUGGGAAUAAUGCAAACAAAAGUAAUUCAGAUAAUAUCCAUUCACCAGGAGCUCAUAGAUGGGCAUAAUACAAUUCUAUCACUAAAUGCAAACAGAUCUGUUUUUCCAAACUUACUCAUCUUUAAUAAAAGAAAAAAUGAA